Alternaria alternata is the source of this 1751-nucleotide messenger RNA. RefSeq lists its product as hypothetical. Gene Ontology annotation, biological process: adenylate cyclase-activating G protein-coupled receptor signaling pathway. Gene Ontology annotation, molecular function: G protein-coupled receptor activity. The record is from RefSeq and is a predicted model, not a curated record. Gene Ontology annotation, cellular component: plasma membrane. Bases 368 to 1654 code for a protein of 428 amino acids. NCBI's taxonomy places the organism in Eukaryota, Fungi, Ascomycota, Dothideomycetes, Pleosporales, Pleosporaceae. The transcript is spliced from 4 exons.
GCGCGUAGUCGACUCGCUCUUUAAAGCCCUGGGCCGACGGUCGCGGAAGGCGGGAAUCAAACCACACGCUCGCUUUAAACUUUACCGCUACACCAAGGCUCAGGCACCAACCUCUAGCUCAUAGCUGCUAUUUGCUCGCAAGGCUAAAGACAACAACCGUAGUCACGUAAGGGAACCUCUAUUCACACCACCUUUCGGGCAGGAGCACUCAGCACAAAGUUGGAGUGUACUCCUAACAUCUGAUUGCACCAACUCAAGUACAUCCGCUGGCUCCGACAUGAAACUUGGUCACAUAACCCUGGACCUGGAUACAUAGCUACGCUAUCUGCAGGCCAAGCUGCUGUCCCUGGGCUGUACCUGUUUCAACAUGCCUUACGAUCUCACAGUUGCUAUCCCGACCCUGGUUGGCAGCUUGCUGUCAGCUGUCGCAACCUCUUGCGUUCUCAUCUCGUACAUUGUGUACGCUGAUCAGCAACGGUCUUUUCGUCACGCACUGGUUCUCAACCUUGCUUUGGCUGAAUUCAUUAAUUCGCUGAACAAUUCAAUAUCUGGAAUCUAUGCGAUUGUGAACAGGGGUAAUAUUGCAGAGGGUCCAGCAUGUAGCCUCAAUGGUUGGGUAGGUCAGUGGUCUGUUCAGGCUGCCGACUUCUCAAUCCUAGCUAUCGCUGUCGUAACACUCCUUACGAUCACCCGCAAGACUUACAUGCCAAAUGCCUCCCUUUUGAGCAAGGUCCUCAUUUGCGCAUCCGUAUGGGUCAUUCCCACCAUCACAGCGACUACAGCCGCGGGACUGGAGGAACUGAAACCUGUUAGCGGCAAUUGGUGCUGGAUAUCCGGUAAACGUACGGAUUUACGCUACGCCUUAGGUCACGGUUGGAGGUUCAGCAUCAUCCUCGGAACCAUUGGGAUCUACAUCUACAUCUGGGUAUAUAUGCGACGACACUUCAUACAGCUACACAAUCUCAGCGGAGGAAGAUCUUACGGCCAAGGAAGCUCUAACAAAGCUGCCAAACGCCGUACUUUCCACAGAGAUAAUGCCAUUGAGUUGAGGAGCGAGUCGCAGACGGAGCUGCACGAGAUUAAUGUCGAGUACCGCUAUGAAGUCAAGCAUUCUGAAGGGAGGAGCGGUACCAGUCUCGGAAAGGACCUUGACAUUGAAUCCUCGGUGGGCGACAACAGACGCCCUAGCGAAACCACACUUGGCUCGCCAUUGUCACCAGUAAGCCCAUACAUCAAGGAUCCAUCAGCCUUGACCAAAGACUUCCCUCCUGCGGACAGCGUACGAAACGUCGCAAUAGCCAUGCCCGGAAGCAGUGCCAAAGUCGCGAUCUCUGGAGCCUACGAGUCCGGAACCACUCCCCAGCGCAAUGGAGCCAGUCCUCGGGACCUGGAGCGAGAGAUUAAGAGAAUGCUACUGCUAAACGCAUAUCCAGUGCUGUACAUUAUUUUGUGGUUGCCUGGUAUUCUCAAUCGCCUGGUGGAAGCUUCAGGUCAUUCGAGCUACCCAUUGGCUAUUCUACAGUGCUCCACACAGUAUAUCGGUCUGGCGAACGCUAUCACGUAUGGGUUUAACGAGCAUUUGAAGACGACGGUCAGGCGGGACUUAGUGAAGUGGUACAGAAAUAGACGGGGAAGAGCACAAUUAUCAUCAUAACUCGUGAACAAUAAUAACUGCACGAGUUUAUAAUGUUAACGUCACAUACUAUCUUGCCCUGCUUGCAGUGAGCGGUGAGAGUGCGGCCUAGCGCAAU